Microplitis mediator is the source of this 4545-nucleotide messenger RNA. It is a transcript of the gene Crk, whose product is annotated as adapter molecule Crk. The coding region runs from base 612 to 1505 and encodes 297 amino acids. NCBI's taxonomy places the organism in Eukaryota, Metazoa, Arthropoda, Insecta, Hymenoptera, Braconidae. The transcript is spliced from 3 exons. Gene Ontology annotation, molecular function: protein binding. The record is from RefSeq and is a predicted model, not a curated record.
GGCCCUGGUGGCGAUGGUGAUGGUGAUUGUGUGCGUCCUUGCUCUGCUCCAUACUAUUGUCGUUAAAAUCCAACCCAACAUUCAUAAUAAUUAAACCAACAAUUCAUAUAUUUAUUAUUUAUUGUUUCAAACAAUAGCCAUUAGAUAAUUAUAAUAAAUAUAAAUAAUUGUGCUGUAAAUAAAAUUUUUACAAACGUGAGAACGGGAAUAAAUGAUAAUUAAUAACCAAGUAAAUUGAAUAAUUGCAGUUUAACUUGGGAACUUGUGAUCUUCGUCGAGAACACACCGUAAAAGUCAUUGAUCGUAGUUGUAGUUUUUUUUACAUCAGUGCCACAUAUUUUAGCAAACAAUAUUUUAUAUUUAAAUAUAUUAAGAAAUAUAUUUACUCUUAAAUAUUUAUAUAAAUUAUAAAAUAUAACCGUAAAAUAAUAUCCUUGAUGAAACGUGCAAUGAAUGGUGCCAAUGAAUAACCAACAAUUAAAUAUUUUAAAACAGUGUACUGGUAAUGAGUAAUGAGUUAGUUGAUAUAAAAUAUAUAUCGGAGGACGGUUAUUAAUUAUUUAAAACCGAUUCCGUGUGAUUGUUUAUAAUUAUAAAUAAUAAAAGUAACGAUGGCUGCUACAUUUGAUCAAUAUGACAAAUCCAGUUGGUACUUUGGUGCAAUGUCACGACAAGAUGCAUCGGAUUUACUGAUGGGUGAAAAAGAAGGUGGAGUUUUUUUAGUAAGAGACAGCACAUCAAUACACGGUGAUUUUGUAUUGUGUGUUAGAGAAGACAGUAAAGUCAGUCAUUACAUUAUUAAUAAGAUUCAACAAGCUGAUCAAAUACGCUAUCGUAUUGGGGAUCAAAUAUUUCCAGAUAUUCCAAAUUUACUGGCAUUUUAUAAGUUACAUUAUUUAGACACGACGCCGCUCAUCAGGCCAGCGCCGAAAAAAUUACAAAAAGUCAUUGCUAAGUAUGAUUUUGAAGGCAAUGACCAAGAUGACUUACCCUUUAGAAAAGGUGAAAUAUUAACAGUUAUAUCAAAAGAUGAAGAGCAAUGGUGGACAGCUAAAAACAACGUUGGGCAAAAGGGAUCCAUACCAGUACCUUAUGUCCAAAAGUAUGAAGAAGAAAACUCAGGUAACGCAGUCGACAGCUCAGGAAGUGGAGCCCAAGAAAUAAGUAGCGGCGGUAGUUCAGGUUCGAAUUCAAUAAAUUUAUCAUCACAAGCGAUACUACAGCAGUCGGCUAAUCAAGAUUCGGCAGCAACACAGCAGCAAGUAACUCGUCGUUCAAAUAUACAAAGAACAUUACCGGCAUUCGCUAAAGUUAAACAAGCACGUGUACCAAACGCUUACGAUAAAACUGCAUUGAAAUUAGAAGUAGGUGAUAUUAUUAAAGUGACUAAAACAAAUAUUAAUGGACAAUGGGAGGGUGAGUUGCAUGGUAAAACUGGUCAUUUUCCAUUUACACACGUUGAGUUUGUUGAUAAUGAAACGAGUGAAGAUAAUCAAGAGGUAUGAGAGAAUAUAUGAAAUAAUAUAUAUAUAAAUAACUAUUAUUAUUAUUACACUGUAAAAAAUUUUCGGAGUGAACGCAGAUUAAAUCCGGAGCGGGUUUGUUUAUUUAUUUAAUUCCCUUGGAGUAAAAUUUACUCCAAAGGGGAGUUUAUUUUUAAAUUUUAACUCCGGGUCAGAGUUAAAAUCACUUCUAAAAAAUUAUUUUAAGUCCGCAUCGGAGUGAAUGCGAAUUUAAAUAAAAUCCAGAUCACUCCGAAAUCACUCAUCUGAAAAAAAACUCCCUAUUUACUCCGAAUGCGGAGUUAUUUUUUUUUAACUCCGGAACUCCAAGUGAUGGAGUGAAUUAAGAUUUAAAUAAAAUCUAAUCACUCCGAAUUCACUCCCGAUUUUUCGCAGUGUAUUAUUAUUAUUAUUAUUAUUAUUAAUAAUAUUAUUAUUAUUAUUAAUAAUAUUAUUAUUAUUAUAAAUAUCUAUAAAUAAAAUAUAUAUGUUCUUCCAUGCGAUAAUAUCUUGAGGUUGUUACCAAUCAAAGAGUUAAGUAAUGUAUAAAAAAAGAUAAUUAUUAUAUCAUUUCAUAUUGCCAUUAGCUAUUGCGUAUACCAAUUUACAUGUACCAUUUAUUAAUUAAUAUUAUUAGUAAUUAUAUUAUUAUUAUUUAAUAUAAUAAUGGCAUUUGUCAGCAUGGAUUCCUAUAACAGUGUACAGAAAUUCCAUGGUAGUAAAAAAAAUUUUUAUUAUAUUUUAUACAUGUGCAGGAUAUUAAUAACAUUUUGUAAUUUUAAAUAGCGAUGACGUCAUUAUUAACUAAUUUAAAGUAAUUUUAUAAAAUUUUAAUUUGCUUGGUGGAUAAUAAUAGAUAACAAUUUUUUAGACUAAAACGUAAAUAAAUCAAUAAAUUAUAGGAUAUUAAAUAAAUACUCGUUAGCUUCGAUUUAUUUAAAACGACGAGUUAUGUAUACUAUUUUUAUUUUUUACCACUCGUUCAAUAAAAUCUUUUUAUUCUUGAUUUAAUUUGUCUUACUGAGACACCUUGAGUCGAAUUUUUUAUUUUUAAUUAAACUUUUUUUUGUCUGUUAUUUUAUUGCGUAAAAAUAACAAGUUACUUUUUAAAAAGUAUUUUAAAUCUGUGUUGGUUAAUAUUUAUUUAGUGUAAGUUUGAAACGUAAUGAGAAAAAUAUUUUCACAUUAACACUUCAAUCGGACUUUUUUUCAUGUUUGUUAGAUACCUUAAAUACAUAUUUAUAUGUAUAUAAAUUGGCUAGAUGUUAAUUUUUGAGGUAUUCAGUGACCAAGAUGUCUCAGUGUAAGAAAAAAUAAAACCGUAAAAUAUAUAAAUAUGUAUUUUGAAUUUAAAAUGUGGUAACUCAUACUAAGAAAAUUUUAUAACAGGUACUAAUACUUUAAAAACUAUUAUAUAAAAAUUAAAAUGAGCUUAGAAAAAAAAUUUUUUAAUUGAAUUUUAUUUUCAACAUUUAUCGAUACACAGAAAAAAAAGUUUUUCUUAAUGCAAGUAAUUUUUGCAUUGAGAAUUGAAAAUAAAAAUUUUUGGUGCGAGAAAUUUUUUUUGAUCCUGAGAAAAUUUUUGUUUUUAAUUCGUAAUGCAAAAUUUUUAUUGCGCCAAGAAAUCCUUUUUUUUGUAUAGGUUGGAAAACAUCUUAAAGAUUCAGUAUAUAAAUAUAUAUUUAUAUAUAUAAAAUUAAAAAUUAAUGGAUUACAAGGUGUCUGAAACAAAAAUCACGAUGAGACAUUUUUUAUUUUAGAAAAUUAAAAAAAAUGACCUAUUAAAAUUUUCGAAGUCUUUUGAUGAAGUUUUAAAAAAUUUGUAACUUAAAAACUCCUAUAUCAAAAUGGUGACACGCGUUAAUAUCCCCGGACAAAAUAUCCCCGACAAAAUAUCACAAUAUUUCAAAAUUUCUGUCAUGGUUUUCCUCGUGAUGGAAGAAAAGUCCCAAUCUCAGGGUAUGACGUGUUUUGAGCCUAGCACGAUAACAAGCUAUGUAUUGGCCUAUUUUCGAAUAAACACACACAAAAUCCUAAAAAAAAAGGUACAACACGAUAAUACGCUAAUUAGUGUUCUCUACUAAUGUUUUUAAUUAAUAGAAAAUUUUUUAUUUAUAUGCUUUAAUAGGCAAAGAGAAAGCAAUAGACCUUGCAGGCCAUCCCUGAAAUUUCCCAUCUUGGACCUAAAAGGCAAUGGACCGAAUCUAAUAAUAAAAUUAUUUUUUUAUGUACCUGAAGAUCGGAACGUUUCUCGCGGAACGAAAAUAAGCAAAAAGGAAUGAAAAGUAAAAAUUCUACUGGAUCUAGAUUUCGGAAAUGUUUCUCACGUCACCCGAAAAUGACAGGCCACCCCCCAACUACCCCUUGAGUCGCCUUUAGACACAAAUUUCAUGUAUCAUUUCGAUGCUCGUUGCGUGAAAAACGUUCCGAUCUUUAAGUGCAUAUUUUUUUUUCAUAUUUCGUCACAGGGAUAUAUUGGUCCUGGGAUGUUAACGCACGUAACCACUUAAAAUAUAUAAAUUUGCCUAUUAAAUUGUUUUUAUUUCCACAAAAAUAAAUCAAAAUAAAAUAACAAAUCGUCCCCUUCCUGGGUAAAUCUCGUAACUACUUUUUUUUCAUAAGUUAAAUUAUCACCGAAAAACAUUCUUUGGUACUGCUAUUGCGCAAAAAAAGCUUCAAAUUUUAAUAAUUAUAACAGAAUAUUCGAGAGACUCUUUAAUUUUAAUAUUUCCAUUAACGCACAUGUAACAGAAUAGAUGUUUUGACUGAUUUCUGAACAAAAUUAUAAUUUUGCAGUCACAAAGUUUAGAAAGGGGACGAAAUAAACAUUUAAAAAGUAGAUAAUUUAGUAUGGAAUCGUAUAAAAAAUAAAAUCAAAUGAGUUAAGUAAAAAAAGAAAAAUAUUUCUUAUAAACUAAAUUAAUUAUUUAAAAUAAAAAAAUGUAUAUCACUUAAAUGUAAUUAUAAAUAUUAUUUAGAUGUACACCACUGUAAAUCAAUUGCAUUUAUUCAUUUAAAUAGAAACAAUAUAUUUUUCACUUAA